GCGCAUUGCGAGAGUGAGGAAGUGACAGACUGUUGCAUAUGCAGUGAGCAGCUGCUGGGAUCCGGUUAGUUUGAUUUAAUGGCUAAAGUGGAGAUCGCCCCUUUGCGAGGCUGGGAUGAUUUCUACCCAGGCUCGGAUCGUUUCGCCAAACCUGACAUGCGAGAUCUGGCGAAAUGGAACAACAGAGUGGUCAGCAACCUCUUGUACUAUCAAACAAACUAUCUGGUGAUGGCAAUCAUUGUAUUCCUCCUUGUAGGGAUUUUGAACCCUGUGAGCAUGUUCACAGGUGCAGCAGUCAUUGCUUCUGUCUUCAUUGGCUCUGUGUGGGCUGGGGAGAACAAGGCGGUUAUUAAAAAAUUCAAGAAGGAGAACCCUGCUUUGUUUGUGUUCCUGGUGAUGGUCGUGAGCUACUUCCUAAUGUCGCUCUUUGGUGGAGUUAUGGUGUUCUUGCUUGGAAUCAAGCUGCCUCUUCUGUUGAUUUUUGCACAUGCGUCGCUUCGCCUACGGAACAUGAAAAACAAACUGGAGAAUAAGAUGGAGAGUGCCGGACUCAAGAAAUCACCCAUGGGAAUCAUACUUGAAGCACUGGGCCAACAAGAAGAGAACCUCAAUAAAAUUCAAGACUUUCUGGAGAGCAAACUCAAGGAGUGAACUCUUACUGAGCUUCUCACCCAUACAUGAAGGAACCGCUUUCAGCUGGCACAAUUUGUGAAAACCACUCCGUUUCUUGUUUAAUUGGCAAUACAAAAAGUAUUUUUCUCCGUGUGUUUUUUCUACUAGGGAAUGAAAAAAAUUGUAUUGAAAAGAAGAGUGUUUUAUAAUGCUUGUUUACAUCUCAGGUCAAAUGUAAGAGGAUGCAAUUCAUAACGUCUUCCAAAGAUUUUCUAUGACCUGUAGGGAAAUGUGUCAUGUGUGCAUAUUUAAAGUGAUAGUGUUCUUCUCUCCCAAAAUGCAUUCAUAUAUUAAUACAAUUUAAAGUAUAACAUAAGAUGUCAUCAGGUUUAUGAUCUUCAAAUGUUCUGCAGUGUGAUAACUGGAAUGCCAUAGCAACUGGAAAUUGCGGAAUUGUUUACUGUUUGCUGUUGUUGAUGUGAACUGUUCAUUGCUGAUGCAACUGCGUUGUAAAAGCAAUAAGCAAUUUGACACCUGCAUUAUAGUGAUUUUGCUGUAGGAAAAGGGGUUUUAGAUGUUUUCACUUCAUGUCUAAGAUCAUCUCUUACCUUUGGAUAAUUACUAUAAUGCACAGACUUUAAUGUCAAAGUUGAAUUUCCUGUAACACUGUCAACCUUAUUUUGCAGUGCUUAAGUGAGCUUUAUUCUUUUAAUGUGCUAUUUGCGUUAUAAACCAGUAUGUUUAUGAUUAUGAUAAAGUAAAAUAAUAUAAUAACAAAUACCAGUUUUUAGUAUCAAGUGGUCUUAACAGACUAAAGUAACUGGAAGUGAAUGACACCGGAAGCUUGAGCUCCAAAUGGCAGCACCUGCUAAUAUGUUCAAAAUAAGGUGAAUGAUCUUAAGUCUAUGCAAAAUGUGUUAAUAAAGUCACACUUUGGUACCAUCAUGUGUUGUUUU
Messenger RNA from Labeo rohita (rohu), 1568 nucleotides. RefSeq names its product ADP-ribosylation factor-like 6 interacting protein 5a (gene arl6ip5a). The record is from RefSeq and is a predicted model, not a curated record. The coding region runs from base 79 to 651 and encodes 190 amino acids. NCBI's taxonomy places the organism in Eukaryota, Metazoa, Chordata, Actinopteri, Cypriniformes, Cyprinidae. The transcript has 3 exons. Gene Ontology annotation, biological process: negative regulation of transport. Gene Ontology annotation, cellular component: membrane.